AGCGCACGGAACUGGAGCCGCGCCCCGCUCCCAGCAUGGAAGGAGGAAACGCGGGGUGCAGCCGGCAGCUUCCCGAGCGGGCGGGUCCCGCGGAGAGUGAGCCGGACGUCUUCACCACUUUUGCGGUCAGAGCACUUUUUGGACUUACAGCUAAGUUGGAAUCGGUAACUCCCAAAGAAGAAGAAGCAGUGCUUAAAGCGUUUCAACCUUUGCACACCAGUGUCAACACUCAGGCUAAGAAUCGGUAUGAGAGGAAUGAUAAUGACAGUGUUGACGACUCAGAAAACCAGCACGGCGCGGGCUGUACCAGUGACCAGGCUGACCCGGUGUCUGGCAGCUGUGCUGAACUGGAGCCGGAGCCGGCAGGACAGAAUGAAAUACUUCUUCCCCAUUUAAGGUCUGUACAGACUUCUUUGUCUGAAUCUGACAACGAUGCUAUUCUCGUACAAGGUACUUUGGUUCACACAACAAGUGACACGGAAUCAGAUGGUGAGAGUAAGUACCCAGAUGCUGAUGAAACCAGCACAAGCAAAUGUGGGCAAAACAAUGCUGCUUUGUUUUCUGUGACUUUGGACAGUAACAAUCAAAGUGAGGAAGAGUCAAACUCAGAAGGGUACAGACACAGCAAUGACACUGUGGGUAGAGAUGACACUGAGUUAUACCCACCAAUUUCUCAGUGGCUUCCCAGUGAGCUGGACAGCGUUCUGGAGUGUGACUCCAGUGGCAAAGACAGAACGUUUAUGGAUGAGCAGUUUAGUUCCUUGCUUGCUACAGGGGAAUGCCCUCCAGAAAUUCCGGGUGAGGAUCAAAGACGACCUUCAGUUGAUAAUGUAUCUCUCCAUAAAGCAGCACUGGCUGAAAAAAGUUUCCAGCUGCCUGCUUUCUUUAGUGGCCUACGUGUGAGGAAAAAGGGACUAAACACAGACGAUGGGGAAACUAUUACAGAAAUUAAACCAAGGGAGAAUGAUUUAGCUCUGCUUAAAUUACGACAGCCUGUUAAGAAAUCCAACAUUACAUCAGGUUUGACCACAAAAAAAAAAUCAUCUGAACCUAAGGCAAGUCCCACUUUCCUGGAGCAGCUCUCUCAGCUGUUGAACAUAGACGUCUCCAAGAAUGACGAGAGAACCCAGGAUUCUGGUGCAGGGUUCGGGGAGAUUGAGGACAGCGAUGAAGGCCCAGAGAACAAAGCCUCUGGCAAAACAGAACCAUUAUUUCCCUCUGAAGAAAUAAAAUCAAGCCCUGCUGAAUCUGCACUGGACGUCUUUAAAGCUUUAUUCACUCGACCUCCCAAAAAAGAGACAACUGCAGAUCCUUCAGAGCUGGAAGCCAUCAAACGCAAAAUGAGAAAUGAGAAAGAGUCCUUGAAAGCUGUAUUUGAAAGGUCAAAAUCUAAACCUGGCGACGGACCAUCAGACAAAUCUCCUGAUCUGAGUCCCUCAGAGCAAGAUGACAAGACUCCAGGGAGACUCCAGACUGUCUGGCCACCACCAAAAGCAAAUCAUGAAGAAGUAAAAGUAGGAUUAAAGUACACAGAAGCAGAAUACCAAGCUGCCAUUUUGCAUUUAAAGAGGGAACACAAAGAAGAAAUUGAAACAUUAAAGUCUCAGUUUGAACUCAGGGUAUUCCAUAUCCGUGGAGAACAUGCUGUAUCAACUGCUCAGCUUGAGGAAACGAUUGCACAUCUGAAGAAUGAACUUGAUAAUAAAUUGCACAGAAGGAAUGAAGAAGCAAGGGAUAUUGGUGUUUCUACUGAAGAUGAUAAUCCACCAAAGACAUACCGAAAUGUAUGUAUACAGACUGACAGAGAAACGUUUAUAAAGCCUAGUGAAGAAGAAAACAGAGCUGUGAAAAACAACCAAAUAGUACCAAAAAAGCUUAAUAUUUCAUCUUUGACACAUAGUAUUUCUACCCAAGGUGAAAAUAAGGACAGUUAUGAUGUACCAUCUUCAGAAAGUGUCUUGUCUUGUCAACCAAAACAAAUGCUGCCUCCACCACCUCCACCACCACCUCCACCACCUCCACCACCUCCUCCCUUCACUGAUUCUUCAUUAAAAGGUUUAGUUCCUCCACCACCACCUUUGCCAAUGGGUCCAACUUCAGUGACACCUCACUUUGCAUCUGGGCCUUCACUGCCACCUCAACUUUCUGAAGGCUGUAGGGAUUUUCAAGCACCAUCACCACCAGCACCACCACCACUUCCAGGGUUGGGACCUCCUAUUCCUCCUCCACUGCCUGGAUCUGGGUUACCUCCACCCCCCCCACCCCCAGGACCUGGGCUCUUUUUUAAUAGCACUUUAUCUUCAAGUCAAGGUCCUCGGAAACCUGCCAUUGAACCUAGCCGUCCCAUGAAGCCUUUGUAUUGGACACGGAUACAAUUGCAAGGCAGCAGGAAAACUGCCAUACCAACAUUAUGGGAAUCACUAGAAGAACCUGAUAUACUUGAUACUACUGAGUUUGAAUAUUUGUUUUCCAAAGACACCACUCAGGAAAAAAGAAAACCGUUAUCAGACACAUAUGAAAAAAAAAGCAAGGCCAAAAAGGUAUUUCAUUUUUCUUUGUAUUAACUUUCUUCUUUAUUU
Molecule: messenger RNA, 2579 nt
Organism: Meleagris gallopavo (turkey)
Lineage: Eukaryota; Metazoa; Chordata; Aves; Galliformes; Phasianidae
Source: RefSeq, a predicted model, not a curated record